This is a messenger RNA of Ochlerotatus camptorhynchus, 1987 nucleotides long. RefSeq names its product cytosolic carboxypeptidase 6-like. Gene Ontology annotation, molecular function: zinc ion binding; metallocarboxypeptidase activity. The coding region runs from base 54 to 1910 and encodes 618 amino acids. The record is from RefSeq and is a predicted model, not a curated record. The transcript has 6 exons. Gene Ontology annotation, biological process: proteolysis; protein side chain deglutamylation. NCBI's taxonomy places the organism in Eukaryota, Metazoa, Arthropoda, Insecta, Diptera, Culicidae.
GGGUUAUUAUUCUGUUUGCGGUUGGCUGAAAUAAACACCGAUAAAGUUAGAAAAUGGGUGAUUUCGGUUCCGAUAGUGAGGACAGCGAUGGAGAAGGAGGACUUGGAAACGUUAGCCGAGUCAUCAUUCGACCACCAGGUCACAGCGGCAAAGCCAAACGGGGUCACCUAUGCUUCGAUGCUGCCUUCGAAACGGGCAACCUUGGCCGUGUGGACCUGGUGGGCGAGUUCGAGUACGAUCUGUUUCUCCGGCCGGACACGUGCAAUCCCCGGUACCGGUUCUGGUUCAACUUCACCGUCGACAACGUCAAACAGGACCAACGGGUGAUAUUCAACAUUGUAAAUAUCAACAAAAAUCGUAACCUGUUCAAGGAUGGCAUGACACCGCUCGUCAAGUCGAGCAGCCGUCCCAAGUGGCAACGUAUCCCUAGGUGCGAAGUUUUCUACUACAAAUCGGCCAUCCAUCAGAACCAUUAUGUGCUGAGCUUUGCUUUUGGAUUCGACAAGGAGGACGAGGUGUACCAGUUUGCACUAACGUUUCCGUAUUCGUACUCGAAACUGCAGGCCUAUCUAAACGCGUUGGAGACCAAGUUUCCGGAAUCGUUCGAGCGGACCACACUGGGGAUGACGAUUCAAAACCGCAAACUGGAGGUAGUCACCUUCGACGACGUGAAGAAACCGGACAAAGUCGAUCAGAAGAACGUCAUCCAUAUGGUGGUAAUCCUGGCGAGGAUUCAUCCUGGCGAAUCGCCAGCUUCGUACGUUGUGCAGGGAUUGAUCGAAUACCUGGCGGCAGCGAAUCAACCGAUAUCGAAAGCCUUGCGGGAUAAUGUGGUGUUCAAAAUCAUUCCAAUGCUGAAUCCAGAUGGGGUGUUCUUGGGAAACAACCGGUGCAACGUGAUCGGACACGAUUUGAACCGAUCGUGGAACAAGAUGUCCCAGUAUACGCAUCCGACGCUGGGUGCGGCCAUGAAGAUGCUGAAGGAGUACGACAACUCGAGUUGCUACCAGGUGGAUUUUGUGAUCGACAUCCACGCCCAUUCGAGUCUGACGGGGACGUUCAUCUACGGUAGUACGUAUGACAAUGUGUAUCGGUACGAACGGCAUCUAGUGUUUCCCAAGCUGUUUGCAGCCAAGUGCGAAGACUUCUGCCAAGAGCAUAUGAUGUUCAACGCGGACGAUAGGAAAUCCGGAACUGCCCGGCGGUUCUUUGUGGAGGCGUUGAGUGAUAAUGUCAAUACCUAUACGCUGGAGGUUUCCAUGUGUGGGUACUACCUGAACGAUAGCAACUUACUGACGCAGUACACUGAAGAUGGGUAUAUGCGAAUCGGUCGCAACCUGGCGCGAUCCUUCCUGGAGUACUACCGUUUCACCAACAUCCUGCCAAUCCCGCCGGUGGACGAGCUGCGACCGCGCAAGGGUCGACCCCGAACGCACCGGCCUCGGGCACGAUCCCGAACCCGCAGCGAAGUUCGCUUGCGGCCCAAAACCGUCCGCACCUACGCUCCCAUUAGCUAUACGGAUCUCUCGAUCUGCUACGACAGUUCGACCUCGAACGAGGGCUCGCCGAUACGCUACAUGUACUCACACUACGGUGGCUUCCGGAUGCGUGCCCUUGGGCCACCGGAUCAGUACUCGCUGUCCAACAUCCAGGCGGCUCGGUUCAGCAAUCUGGAUUUUAGCAGCGACUACCGGUUCAAGGUUACCCCGAAGCCCAAAACGGCUCCGGAGCAGCACAAGAUGCCCCCGAUCGAGAUCCUGAACGUUCCGCCAAAACCCUGCCUUACCAUUAUAGACUUCAAUCAGCUUACGCGCGGAGGCCUCGAGGAAGCCACCUCCGGACGGAAGCUCGAACGGGAAAAGGAGAAAAUCCGUCGCCACACGCUCAAAAGCAGUUCAAGAAAAGCGUAGUCUAGAUUGAUAAAAAAUCGAUUUUUUUAUUAUUAAAAUUUGUAAUAAUCUCUUAUAUUCAAAUCUACUAAACAACU